Arabis nemorensis is the source of this 354-nucleotide messenger RNA. The record is from the annotation of a GenBank genome assembly. NCBI's taxonomy places the organism in Eukaryota, Viridiplantae, Streptophyta, Magnoliopsida, Brassicales, Brassicaceae.
AUGGCGUCUUGUGCGAUCAGCAAAAGGAGGUCCCUUAGAUUGUUGUCGAGGAAAUUCCUCAAGCUUUUAUCUUGCUAUUUCACAGCAUGCGAUAUAGGUGAAUCUAGAUCUGGAUCUCACAAUCUGAUCACAAACAACCGAGUUGCCCUUCCCCGCAGAGCGAUCACAGCGACGAAGCAAAGAGUCAGAUUCUUUUACCUUGAUCACAUCUCACAAUCAACCGAGUUGCCCUUCCCUGCAGAUCGAUCACAGCGCGGCAAUCAAGUUGUUUCAUUGUCUAAUAACCCUCCGCCAUCAAUUUUCUUAACUUUCCCUCCAGGAAACUCGAUCUGUGACCGUCAAGUCGAUCUGUGA